UAUAAGAGUAAGGAAUGAGGGCAACACUCACACACAGUCUUAAAGUUUCCAGAUAACACAUAAUACAAUCUACCUUGCCUACCUACCUGACCUAGACUGAAGUGGUGCCAAUAUCUGAAUAAGGCUGGACUGCUAAAAAACAGAGCAAACACAGGUGUUUUCACUUGCCAGUUGUUGCCUCGUUACACCUGGUUCACUUCCAGUAACUCCCUCUGUGCUUAAUCAGAUUUUUUGUUGUUUCUGUGGCAACCUAUUGUGGAAUUUCCGCAUUUUGUGGGGCAGAUACUAUAGAUGACCAAAAUUCCUGUUUCUGUUCAGUUGACUUUUGGUGUAAGAAAUAGUACCACAAAACCUGAGCACUGGUGAAGUGAAAACAGGCAAAGAGAGAGAGUUGGACAGCUGAGCAAAGUAAACGGUAGCAAUUCAGAUUCCUUCUUCUUCAUCCUGCAUCAUGGCUGCCAGGCAGGCAGUUAUGCUCCUGCUGGUGGUGGUCCUCUUCCGGCCAGGCCUCAUUCACAGCUUCCAACCACUCUUCUCAUUUGAUGGGAACUCCACCACUCACCGUGUCAUCACAGAAAGGGCGGUCCUCCGAAAAACAGCAGAGGUCUGCCGAGACAUUGCUGCUUCUGAGGGAAGGGACUUCAGCCUGACUAUUGAUGACAGUCUGUCAAUAGACAAGGUGCAAAGGGCCUGUUCGUCUGUAGGUACCUCCACUUCUCUCCUCUCAACUGUCAUUUUCCAAACCUCCAUUGCAAAAAUGUACUUUAGCAACGCACAAGUGGACUUGAUUUUUGCACUGAGUGAGGAGCACCAUUUUGAUGAUGAGACCUUCCAGGGAGGACGGGAUGUCAUCACAGCAGGCGUGUCUGCUGUCAAGGCCAGUGUUAAGAAGGAGAACUUUGUCGGAGGGAGGUGGAUUCUUGGAGCAAUCUGUCAUACCCUACAGGACUUCUACAGCCACAGUAACUGGGUGGAGCUGGGGAACAAUGCUCCUCACAGUGCUCUGAUCAGACCAGACCAACCUCUUGAGAACCUAGCAGGCCUAAGUAUUCCAACCUGUAGAAACUGUACAGGAGGGAAUUGUGAGAACAACAUUUUGCCUGACGUGCUACAGCAGGGGCUUCUCACUUCAGGCUACUUUAACAUCUUCUCUUCAGCAAAACCAGCAGGUAAAUGCAGCCACGGUGGACUAUUUGACAAGACAAGCAAACAGGACCCAGUGGGGGGUAUCAGUAAGGAUGACAUUGGGUCCAGUCAUGGUUCACUUCACCACAAAGCAGCUGAUUUGGCUGUGAAUGCCACUAUAGAGCUACUUGAGGACAUCAGAUUAGCUGUAGGAGACAAGAACUUCUUGCGAUUGAUGGGCCUCUCCCAGUCCUCUGUUCUGUGUUUUGUCAUUGACACAACAGGCAGUAUGAGUGAUGACAUAGCUGAGGCUAAGAGAGUUUCCUUUAACAUCAUUGACAGUAAGAGGGGAACGCAGCAGGAACCCUCUGCCUACAUAUUGGUACCUUUCAAUGACCCAGGUUUUGGACCUCUGAUUAUGACGACCGAUGCAGACAUCUUCAAAGACAACAUCAACAAGCUCUCUGCAAAUGGAGGAGGAGACAUCCCAGAAUUGUGUUUGUCUGGACUGCAGCUUGCCCUGACUGCUGCUCCACCCUCCUCUGAGAUCUUUGUCUUCACCGACGCUCCAGCUAAAGAUGCUCAUCUGAAAAGCACCAUCACUGCCCUGAUAGAGAGCACCAAGUCGGUGGUAACUUUCAUGUUGACAGAUGUCCUAGCCAGUCGGCGGCGCCAUAGAAGUACCGGGGGUGUGAGUCCACGCUCAAUGAGCCAAUCAGAUGCCCAGCUGUACCGUGACCUAGCCCGAGCCUCUGGAGGUCAGGCUAUUGAGGUCACCAAGUCUGACCUCUCUCUGGUUACAAGUGUAAUUGAAGAUUCAUCAGCCAGUGCUGUGGUGACAAUACUCCAAGUAGUGAAGAAUCCUGGAAGGCCUGAUAAUUUCACAUUUACUGUUGAUGGUUCUCUAAGGAACAUUACCGCCUACAUCACAGGAACCUCGUCUCUCACCUUCAAUCUCUCCAGCUCCUCAGGUGUAUCUCAGAGUUCCAGUCAGUCCAGUGGUCCUCUAGCAUCUUUCACCACAGCAGGAAACCUACGUCGUUUAAGCCUCAACACUGACAAUCAAACAGGAACAUGGGAAAUCCGUGUUGUCUCUAAUAACCCCUACUCUGUUAAAGUCACAGGUCAAAGUUCGGUGAACUUCAUUUUUAACCUAGUGGAAGCUCAUGAAGGGGCUCACGGGGACUUCAGUCUAAAGGAGGGACGCCCUCUGUCAGGUGGUAAUGCCAGCCUCUUGGUCUCUGUGACAGGAAGUGACACGGUAAAGGUCACAGAGGUCACUCUGUUUGACAGCUCAGGGCCAACAGAGGUCAAUGGAACACUUCAGGGGUUCGGAAGUGGUAACUUCCUGGUGACAUUCAGUGGAGUCCCGGCAGGUGACUUUGUGGUUCGCCUGAGAGGAGAGGACAGCAGCUCCACUUCCAGGGCAACACCGAGCAGCUUCCAGAGACAGGCCUCCACACAGAUCAAGACCUCAAGCAUCUCCGUCACUACCCAAACAAACAACACUAACAUAGAACCAGGCUCCACCGUCUCCAUCCCUUUCACAGUCGCCACAACCACCAACGGAGUUGUUAAUGACUCUGCAACUGGGACAUUCACAGUGCGAGCCAACAAUGACCGGAGCUAUUCUUCAACUUCACCCAGCACCAUCACCAUAGCAGCAGACAGUGGAGGCAAAGCCAAUGGCACUGUGACCUUAACAGUACCGGCCAGUGCUUCAUCAGGAACACAAGUGACCCUCACCAUUGAGGCAGAAAAUACAGCUGCCACUGACAUCAACUAUGCUGUCCUCAGGUUUUCUGUGGCUGCCAAGGUGACAGAUGUUAGCCGCCCAGUGUGUCAGGUAGUCAGUUCUUCAACCAACUGUCCAUCCUCUUCAUCACUCUGUGCUUCCUCCCAGUGGGAAUUCAUUGCUAAUCUCACGGAUGGCAUCAAUGGGACUGGCAUUGAGAGCAUCACCAUCCGCCAAGGGAACGGUACCCUCAAUACCAGCACAGUUGUUGGAACAGGUGGUGAGAACAUUACAGUGGCCACCUACAUCGCCUCCUGCUGUUCACAGAAUGUAGAGCUGGCAGCUGUGGAUGGAGUAGGAAAUGUAGGGACUUGUGUGGGACGAGCUCGAGAAUCUACCACAGCUGGCCCUGUGACUACAGCUACAGCCACAGUUAACACAACAAGCUCAGGGGGGCACACUUUGAGCAUAUCACACUGUCUCUGGAUUAGUGCUGCAGUUUAUUUUCUUUGGAAGUAAAAGAGAUAAAUGGAAGUUACACAGGGAAUUGUAGCACCUGAAUCAAGUUUUCUACAUAUUUGAUUGAUUUAAUCAGUUGUGUUUAAAAUGAAUUACUGUCUGUUUAAAUAAUAUUAAUUUCUUGUAUUAAUAAUCACAUUUUUCAUUUUCUGAUUUGAUUUUAUUAUAUAAAAAUUAAGAGUUACUUUGAAUGAUUUAUUUACAUUCCUGGUGGUGGGUAGAUUUGCACAGCCAUCAUGGUGUGGAGAGAGUGGUGAACGCUGAAUUCAUUGGAAAAAGCUCUACAACCUUUCACUUACAAAAAAUAAUGAAUAGUUUUAGGAUUUCAGUAGAUAGUUACAUUUCUUACAUGUAGAUAGAUAGAUAGCAAAGUAAGGAGAAAUGUGAAGUGACUGUAAAUUGUAAGUCAUGACCUAGCUGUUAUUAUGCAGUGUGAUGGCGUGUGGCAGGAAAGAUUACCUGUAUCUGUCCCUUCGACUGGGAGAAGGAAAUUU
Molecule: messenger RNA, 3873 nt
Organism: Larimichthys crocea (large yellow croaker)
Lineage: Eukaryota; Metazoa; Chordata; Actinopteri; Sciaenidae
Gene: vwa10.2
Product: von Willebrand factor A domain containing 10, tandem duplicate 2
Exons: 18
Coding region: 452-3379 (975 amino acids)
Source: RefSeq, a predicted model, not a curated record